Messenger RNA from Alternaria triticimaculans, 921 nucleotides. RefSeq lists its product as uncharacterized. The coding region runs from base 1 to 921 and encodes 306 amino acids. The transcript is spliced from 2 exons. NCBI's taxonomy places the organism in Eukaryota, Fungi, Ascomycota, Dothideomycetes, Pleosporales, Pleosporaceae. The record is from RefSeq and is a predicted model, not a curated record. Gene Ontology annotation, cellular component: endomembrane system. Gene Ontology annotation, biological process: intracellular protein transport. Gene Ontology annotation, molecular function: GTP binding; GTPase activity.
AUGUCCAACAGUCUGGAAGCAAAGAUCGUGGUCCUCGGUAGCCAAGGAGUUGGAAAAACUUCUCUCGUCCACCGAUAUGUCAAAAACGCUUUUACGCCUCCCACGACACAGUCCACCGUGGGUGCUUCCUUCUUGACAAAGAGGGUUGUGGAUAUCGACACCUCCACCGUGGUUCGGUUACAGAUAUGGGAUACCGCAGGCCAGGAGCGCUUCCGGUCCAUAUCCAAGCUGUAUUAUAGGGGCGCAAAUGCUGCAGUACUAUGUUACGACAUCACCGAUCCAUAUUCGUUCGAGGAGAUGGGCCGCUGGUUCAAGGAACUCAAGACAAACCUUGGAGAGGACGUGAUCCUCCAUGUGGUAGGAACGAAGUCAGACGUCGUAGCCGAAGACCCUACCAAGCGAAAAGUGCCCUUUGAGCGCUGCAUCGAAUACGUCGCCGAGAACCUCCACCCCACACAGAACGGACAACCACACAGUGCUGCAGCAAGCGGCUGGGGCUCUGUACCGGCAGCCUUCCACAGCGGUAUGGCGUCACCACAGAGCAACCGAUCGAGCGGCUUCUGGGGACAAGACUUGGGCUGGGACUGCUGCCACGAGAUCAGCGCCAAAGAUGGCGAGGGUGUAGACGAAGUCUUUCGCGUCAUCACUCGCAAGCUGGUGGAACAGCAGCAGAAGAAGCUCGAGGAAGAACAACGGCAGUACGCCAUGGCUGGUGUCACCCCUGCCAUGGACAACAACGGCAAUGUGGCUGGCUACUUCGAUUACCCUGGAACGGGUAACGGAAGCUUCCGCUUAGGCACAGGUGACAAAAGGCGGAGCUGGCUGGGCUUCCCUACUACACCCAACGUCGCUGGACAUCAGCAAGAUUGGGAAGAAGACAUCAAUCGGGCGCAGAAGAGCAAGAGUGGCAGGUGUUGUUAA